Molecule: messenger RNA, 3305 nt
Organism: Vidua macroura (Pin-tailed whydah)
Lineage: Eukaryota; Metazoa; Chordata; Aves; Passeriformes; Viduidae
Gene: RNF207
Product: ring finger protein 207
Exons: 18
Coding region: 303-2225 (640 amino acids)
Biological process (GO): regulation of heart looping; regulation of cardiac muscle contraction
Cellular component (GO): perinuclear region of cytoplasm
Molecular function (GO): transmembrane transporter binding; zinc ion binding; Hsp70 protein binding
Source: RefSeq, a predicted model, not a curated record
ACGGCGGGGUGCCUCGGUGCUUACUGGGUGAUCCCCGCACCUCCUGCGGGCUAUCACCAGGCCAUGUAGAUGCCCAUGUCCCCGCAGCCUGGGUGGCUACGCAGUGCCGUGUCCGUCCCCGCCGCAGGGCCCCGAGGAGCGCACGGGGCUAUUUUUGGGCCGUGGCGUGGCAGCCGAUCAGCAGUGCCAGGGGGCCUCACGUCACAGGGUCCUGCCGCCUCGGCAUCGCUCUCAUUCCUGCCGGCACACGGUGAGCAGCAGCACAGCUCGGCUCGGAUCCCCCGACUUACAGACAGGGAGAGAUGGCGGGUGGCAUUUUCUCCCCACUGGGGAGCUGCUCGGAGCUGGAGAAGGCCAACUGCCACCCGCUGGUGUGCCUGCUCUGCCAUGAGCCCUACCAGCACCCCUGCCUGCUCGACUGCUACCACAACUUCUGCGCCAGCUGCCUGCGAGGCCGUGCCAGCGACGGUCGCCUGCGUUGCCCACUCUGCGGGCACCCCUCAGUGGUGAGGGGAGGCACGGGGCUGCCCCCCGUGGACCGGCUCCUGCAGUUCCUGGUGGACAGCUCAGCCGACAGCGAGGAGGACGUGCAGUGUGCCAACUGCGACCGGUGCUGCACCAAGGCGGAGCUGGACACCAUGUACUUCUGCAACACCUGUGGGCAGCCCCUCUGUGCCCCAUGCCGUGAGGAGACCCACCGUGCCAGGAUGUUCACCCGCCACGAGAUCGUCUCCCUCUCCAAGCGCACCAAAGACAUCCACAAGAAGUGCCCACUGCACGAGGAGCCCUACAUCAUGUUCUCCACCGAGAAGAAGUCCAUGCUCUGCAUCAACUGCUUCAGGGACAUGCAGGGGGAGAGCCGGGCACACUGCAUCGACAUUGAGACGGCGUACAUGCAGGGCUGCCAGCGGCUGGACCAGGCAGUGAUGGCUGUGAAGGAACUGCAGACCUCCACGCGUGAGGCCAUUGUCCUGCUCAAGGCCAUGAUCGAGGAGGUUCGUAACAGUGCCAGCGAGGAGGAGGCGGCCAUCAACUCUCUCUUCAGCCGCAUGCAGGAGCAGCUCUCUGAGAGGAAAAAGACGCUCCUGAAAGCUGUGCAGAGCCAGCACGAGGAAAAAGAGAAGGCAUUCAAGGAGCAGCUCGCCCACCUUGCCUCCCUGCUGCCCACCCUGCAGGUCCACCUGGUGACCUGCUCGGCCUUCCUGAGCUCUGCCAACAAAGCCGAAUUCCUGGACCUGGGCUAUCAACUGAUGGAGAGGCUGCAGAGGAUCGUCAAGCUGCCACACCGCCUGCGGCCGGCCCAGACCAGCAAGAUCAACAGCGAGUACCGGGCAGAGUUCGCCCGCUGCCUGGAGCCCCUCCUGAUGCUCAGCCCCCGCCGCUCCGUGGUGGGCAGCGCUGGUGGCAUCGGUCCUGGCAUCACUGGCACAAACAUGCUCCCCGGUGGCCAAUGCUCCAAGACCCUCAUGGUGCCCAGCUGCCCCCCCACCAGUGACAAAAUGUCCACCGGCCCCAUGGUGAAGAAGCCAACGAUGCACCGGUACAUCAGCACCAAGGUGCUGCUGGCUGAGGGACAAGAGACCCCCUUUGCUGAGCACUGCCGCAACUACGAGAACACCUACCGGAUGCUGCAGACGGAGAUCCAGGGCCUGAAGGACCAGGUGCAGGAGCUGCACCGUGACCUCACCAAGCACCACUCUCUCAUCAAGUCAGAGAUCAUGAGCGAGAUCCUGCAGAAGUCGCUGCAGAUGGACGUGCAGAUCGCAGCUCACUACUCCGCCGUGGAGAUGAUGCGCAGCGUCUUUGAGGAGGUUUGGGAGGAGACCUACCAGCGGGUAGCAAAUGAGCAGGAGAUCUAUGAAGCCCAGCUCCAUGACUUGCUGCAGCUGCGGCAGGAGAACAGCUGCCUGAGCACCAUCACCAAGCAGAUCGCGCCCUACGUCCGCUCCAUCGCCAAAGUCAAGGAGCGGCUGGAGCCCAGGCUGCAGGAGCCCCAGGAGCCCAGAGAAGAGCAGGCCCAGAUGCUGCUCAAGAUCUGUGACAAUGAGGAAGUGGUGCCAAGGGAUGCCUCACCUGGCAGCAACAAGGGGGCUUCAGCCAGCCCCGGGGAGGGCUUCAUACCCAGGGACACCCCUGGAGACCCCUCCCCAAAAAACAAAGACUGCUGCAGAGGCCAGCAGAAGAGCGGAGCAGAGACUGCUACCCCGAAAGAGCCGGUACUGUAGCGCCCAGUGCUGGGCACGUGGCAGAGCUGCUGGGCAGAACCAUGCCCCAGCCACUGACCAGCUCCUCUUGCCCAGUGCCACAAGCCAGGGCAGGAAAUGGCCCAGGCAGCCAUGUCUGCAGCACAUACAAAGGCCUCAGGUGGACUUGCUUUUGAAAAACUCUGUGCUCUUCCUUGCGUGUGUCAGAGUGAAAUAAAAGGGUGCAGUUGUCCAUGUUGCGUGGUUCUGCAGUGCUGACAAAAGGGAUCUGCUGGCUCAGAGUGUCCAGCUCCUAAAACCACAACAUCGGCAAAUUAUGGGGAAAAAUAACAAUUCCUGGUGUGCAGGGCAGGGCCAGGGGUACACGGAGCAUCCUGUGAAGUUCUGGGCAGCCACGCACCAACGUGGGCCGGGUGGCAGGAAAGCUGCUCUAGAGGAUCCCUGCACAUGUGGGAACUAAGAACUCACCAAUCACUGUGGCACAGAGGGCAGGGUUUCAGAGUUUACUCCAGCUUUUCCCUAAAACUUUACAUGCCUUCCCCACACCCAGUAAGCUGCUGUCUCCUCACAGAGCUUCCGGUCACAGGAUUUGGGAAAAGGUUAAGAGAAGCUGUUGGUCUCAAAAGCUUCAAGAGACACUGAAGGUUUUGCUCAGGUGAAGUUUAUCCCUUUCUUUCGGUGCCAACACAUCCUGCUUGGACAGAGCCUGCACAGCUGGAACCAGCACUUGCAAAAUUAGGAUCAAGGUUAAUUUACUAUGAAGAACAAUCUGGGAAUGAGGCUUUGUUUCUGUUGUCAAACAGCACAUCAAACCCAAGUGACAAUUACUUGUUCCAAAGUUCCUUUGAUCAAGGGCACAGCAGGAAUAUUACUGCCUACAAAAAAAUUGCUUACAGAUUAACCCACUCGAGGCACCACUGGCUGCAACCAGUGCUUUCUGGAGGCAAGAACAGCCCAAAUGGGAGCCUCCGAGUGCCCAGCACAGAUCAGCACUCUCCAACUGGUGAGUUUUCAUCUUUGUUUUUUUCUCCCAAGCCAAAACCCCGCUCAGCAAAGGUCAAGUCAGCAGCAAGGGUAUCAGACAGAUGCUCUGUGAUCAAG